Messenger RNA from Mytilus trossulus (common blue mussel), 8095 nucleotides. RefSeq names its product phospholipid-transporting ATPase ABCA1-like. The record is from RefSeq and is a predicted model, not a curated record. Bases 167 to 7093 code for a protein of 2308 amino acids. NCBI's taxonomy places the organism in Eukaryota, Metazoa, Mollusca, Bivalvia, Mytilida, Mytilidae. The transcript is spliced from 49 exons. Gene Ontology annotation, molecular function: ABC-type transporter activity; lipid carrier activity; ATP hydrolysis activity. Gene Ontology annotation, cellular component: membrane; intracellular membrane-bounded organelle. Gene Ontology annotation, biological process: lipid transport; transmembrane transport.
UAUACUAUUACAUUUUAAACUGUUGAAAAGAAAAAAAUUGUACUAAUUGUAAAAAAAAUAAAAAUUCAAGAAUUUAUGAGAUGACAGUUGUUAAUGGUAACAAGAAAAGAAAUAUUUGAUUUAUGAGUGAAACACUUUAAAAGAUUUGAAUUAUAAAUACCAUACCAUGGGAUUUUGGAAACAAUUAUACCUUCUAAGUUGGAAAAAUUUUACUCUAAGAAAAAGACAAAAGUACCACUUACUUGUUGAGUUGAUAGCUCCAUUGGUUUUAUUUCUGAUACUGGUUGGAAUCAGAACAAGUCCUGGUUUGAAGACUUUUCAUCAUGAAUGUCAUUUUAAUGGCAAGGCUAUGCCUAGUGCUGGGUUAUUUCCCUUUCUUCAAUCAUUUUUCUGUAACUUCAACAAUACGUGUUACAAGGAGAUGACACCAACAGAAUCAAUGGGAACUGUAGACAGCUUUAACCAAUCAAUUUUUACACAGUUGGCAAGUGACAUAGAGGAUUUGUUUAACAAUCAUUUAGAUAAAGAUACAGUUACAGAUUUGUACAAAGACAUACAGAUUGCUUCAACAUUACAACACAAAAUCAAAAAUGGUAGUACGACAGGUGAAGUUAAAGUGGCUAAUUUGUUUACCAACCUGACAACAAUCAGAGAAGAGUUGAAAGAGAAAGGAGUAAAGUUUACUUUAGUAGAGUUUAUACAGCUUAUGAAUGCCUCUAUUGAUUUCCAGAAGGUACAUUUGUCGAACCUGAACACAGCUCUGAGAAGUUUUGACAGUUGCCCUGGAACAGAAUCUUUCCAGCAAGAUGUUUUAUCAGCCAUGUCUCAUUCUACAUUAUGUUCAUCAUACGGACUUCUGGGAAAUCUACAGUUUUAUCCUGACUCAGCUAAAGCUAAUUUAACAUCGAAAAUAUGUGGAUUAACUAAUCAACAGAAAACUGAUCUGUUAAUUGUAUUUAGAUCAGGAUUUAGUAUCCAGAAGUUUGUUUUGCAGAUGGUGAAGUUUACAUUUAUUAACACCAAGCAGUUUCCAAAUAUAAAUAGAAUCUUCACUAAUCUAAGAAAUGUUUAUACCUCGAUAAAAUCAAUGAAAAGUUUGAAACAUCCAAAAAUAAAAGCAACAUUUGAGAAACUGAUUCAGUCCACAUUAGACAAUGGUUCUUUGAAUACGUCCAGUAUAGUCCAAGCUUUAGGCCAGUUUGUGUGUGGUGACCAUUCCUUUCUACAAGUUCAGAGUGAGAAACCCAGCGAUCUGUUAUCCAGAUUUAUUAUAAGUGGAACUAAAGAUUACCAUGCUGAAGCAUCUUAUAAUGAAUAUGGACCUAACGCUCCUGUUUGUCGUAAACUGGUAAAUGUGAUGAACUCUGAUCCGAACACUAAGAUGCUAUGGAGAUAUCUGAAGGCUGUUGUCUUAGGAAAAAUACCAUAUACUCCAGAUACUCCUGCUGUUUUGGAGGUGAUCAAAAUGGCAAAUCGUACAUUUUCUGACUUGGCUGAUAUAAUAGAUAUAGCAAAGAAAUGGGAAAGUUAUGUGGAUAAUCUCCAGGAAUAUCUGAAACAAAGCCAUGGAUUUGGACUUAUACAGAGUUUCUCAGGGUCCUGUUUAUGUAACUUGAUGGAGAGGAAAAGUUUGAAACAAGAUGUUACAGAGCAGAACAGUGUGACAUGUAAAUUUUUACGGGAAUUCUUUACUAACAAUAAUAAUACUGUAAAUUUGGACAAAAUGUUGGUGUAUUCAAAAGUCUUGGCGAAACUUAUUGCUGAUUAUGGUCAGUGUAUUGUAUUUGACAAGUUUGUACCUUAUCCAUCUGAGAAAGACUUGGUGAAGAACAGCUUAGGAAUGAUACAAAACAGAACAUUUUUGGCUGCUGUGGUAUUUAACGUAGACAAGAGAACUCCAAACAAAUUACCAAAACAUGUCAGUUAUAAAAUCAGAAUGGACACAGACAGAGUGGACAAUACCAAGCAAGUCACUGAUAGAUUCUGGACACCUGGACCUAGAAGCCGACCUGGACCACAGACCAAAUAUCUAACCUAUGGUUUUGCCUACCUACAAGAUAUGAUAGAGCAGGCCAUUAUUAAGAUACAGACUGGUAUGACUAACAACAUAGGACUGGUACUACAACAGUUCCCCUAUCCUUGUUAUAUUGAAGACAGUUUUAUGUAUGGUAUAAGUAAAACCUUACCAUUAUUCCUGGUACUAGCCUGGCUGUUCCCUGUGGCUAUGAUAUGUAAGAAUAUUGUGUAUGAGAAGGAGAUGAGAUUGAAGGAAGUUAUGAAGAUUAUGGGACUUGGUAAUGGAGUACAUUGGUUGGCAUGGUUCAUCAAUGCAUUUUCAAUCAUGUUUCUUACUGUUUGUUUGUUGGUUAUAAUUCUUAAGUUAGGAGGAGUAAUAGAACACACUGAUGCCAGUAUAUUAUUGGUAUUCCUAACAGUCUAUGGUAUAUCUACUAUCAUGCAGUGUUUUCUAAUCACAGUAUUUUUCAACCAAGCUAACCUGUGUGCUUGUUGUGCCAGCUUUAUAUACUUUGCUUUAUACCUGCCAUACCUGUUAGCCAGACAUUGGGAACAUUUGAUGUCACUGGAUCAGAAACUGGCUGUUAGCCUGUCAUCAAAUGUAGCAUUUGGAUUUGGUUGUACCUACAUAUCUCGGUUUGAGGAACAAGCUGUGGGUAUGCAGUGGAGUAACAUCAAUACCAGUCCAGUCCCAGAUGACCAGUUUAACAUGUACUUGUGUAUUAUGAUGAUGUUAUCAGAUGCUGCUAUCUACGGAGUAUUGACCUGGUAUAUUGAGGCGGUAUUUCCAGGUAGUUAUGGAUUACCCAGGCCAUGGUAUUUCCCAUUACAGCCAUCAUAUUGGUGUGGUAUAUCUGUUUGUAGAUAUAAGGAGGAGGAAGACCCUAAAACAGACAAUAAUAAAGAUGCACCUAAACUAGAAGAGGAACCCCAUGAUAGACCAUUAGGUGUAUCCAUAAAGAAUCUGAAGAAAUGUUAUAAGAAAGGGAAGAAGAAUGCAGUCGAUGGUUUAAGUGUAAACUUCUAUGAAGGACAAAUAACAUCAUUCCUAGGACAUAAUGGUGCAGGCAAAACUACUACCAUGUCAAUUUUGACUGGAUUGUUUCCACCAUCUCAAGGUUCUGCCUACAUCUAUGGACAGAACAUUCUCACAGACAUGGACAAAAUUAGGAACAAUCUAGGCAUGUGUCCACAGUUUAAUGUACUGUUUAAAUUUUUGACGGUAGAGGAACAUAUCUGGUUUUACACCAGCUUAAAAGGCAAACCAAAUAAACAGGCUCAUGCGGAGUGUGACAGGAUGAUGAGGGAAACAGGUCUCUAUCACAGAUCACAGGAAUUCCCUGAUCAAUUGUCUGGUGGAAUGAAGAGAAAGCUCUCCAUAGCCAUAGCAUUUGUAGGUGAUGCAAAGACUGUGAUUCUUGAUGAACCAACUGCUGGUGUUGAUCCUCAGGCAAGACGAGCUAUCUGGGAACUUCUAAUUAAAUUCAAGAAAAACAGAACAAUUAUAUUAUCAACACAUCACAUGGAUGAAGCUGAUAUUCUUGGUGACAGGAUAGCCAUUAUAUCUCAGGGGAGACUACUGUGUUGUGGUUCAAGUUUAUAUCUCAAGUCACAGUAUGGUAAUGGAUACUAUCUGACUAUGGUUAAAGAUGGCAAUCUAGAUUCUGAUUCGUUAGAUAGACAGAGAGUUGGAUUUAAUAGACAGUUAUCAGAUAUACUUGAUGAAGGAUUUUUGGAAACAAUAGAGAAAUCAGAAGGGGAAGCUACUCUUCCUUUACCUGUAAAUGGUCCAAGAAUAAUGAGGGGCUACUCAAAGAAGAGAAUAUCAGCUUUUGUGAAGAAGUAUAUCAGGAGGGCCAAACUUGUAGAAGAUAAUUCCACAGAAGUAAUAUUUCAGCUACCACCAGAGUCUGCCAGGGAUGGAUACUUAGAGAUGUUAUUUGAAAUGUUAGAAAACUGUCAUGAAGACUUAGGAAUAUCUAGUUAUGGUAUAUCUGAUACUUGUUUAGAAGAGGUGUUCCUGAAAGUUGCAGAAGAAGAUGAUGAUCAUACUGAUGAAUUUAAAAGACAAAAGUUAGAGGAAGUCACUGAUGGAGGAAGAAUUGCUAGGCCAGUAACACAACUCAGCUUUAAAAGAAAUAAGAAAAGGUCAUUCCUAAGAAGUAUUUCUGAAGAAAAUAGACUGGGCACUGAUGAAAUUGAAAUAGAGGUAUCAACAGAAACUGAAGAGCAAUUUACACAUAAACAUGAUGAAUUAGCCAAUGGUUGCUUGUUGUGGUGGAAGCAGAUUGGUGCCAUCCUUCUUAAAAGAUUUCAACAUUUCAAAAGAAGUAAAAAGGGUUUUGUUUGUGAGGUUGUGAUGCCUGCAUUAUUUAUCCUGAUUGCCAUGUUAUUUUCUGAGACGAACCCUCCCUACUCAGACCCCCCACCAUUAGAGAUCUACCCUUGGCACCUGAUACCAAACAAGGGAGAUCAUCAUCUAUACAUGUUCUACAGUAAUGACAGACCCGGCAGCCGUUUAGGAGAUAGAUCUGAGGAUGUUUUGUUAUCUAAAUAUGGAAUUGGUAACACUUGUUUACAGGACUAUCAGUCUAAAAGCCUUCCAUGUGACCAGAAUAUGAAUGUUACAGACUUUAUAAGACAAACAAUGAAUACAAAUACAGUAGAAUGUUCUUGUUCAUCUGGAGUACAGGAAUGUCCAGCUGAAUUACCUGAACCUCCCAAACAGAUGUUAUAUUCCAAUGAUUAUCUAUACAACAUGACGGGAAGAAAUGUCAGUGAUUGGCUGGUUAAAACAAAUCAUAGAUACAUGUCUAGAAGAUAUGGAGGUCUAUCCUUUGGUUCAGAGAUACAAGACAUACAUAAUAAUAGUGAACAUGUCUCAUCUGUUUUACAAUCCCUCCUAGACCUGAAUCUCACUGAUCAUAAACUGGUGUAUCAACAUACACAGAUUUGGUCAAAAGUCAUGGAACUGAAGAGCCAUUUUAAUACAGAUAAUAUCAACAAAGUUUGGUAUAACAACAAAGGCUGGAUAUCAGUGGUUGCUUACAUGAACCUGAUGAACAACAUUAUACUCAGGAGUAAUCUGCCUUCAAAUGAAGAUCCUUCAGAAUAUGGAAUCACAGCCUUCACACAUCCUCUGGCUCCAACAAAACAACAGUCACAACAUCAAGCACAAUUUAACAACAAGGCUGAUAUAGUUGUUGCUAUCUGUAUUAUAUUUGCCAUGUCCUUCAUACCUGCCAGUUUUGUUAUGACUUUGAUAGAGGAGAGAGCGUCCUAUUCCAAACAUCUACAGUUUAUCAGUGGAGUCACACCAUUUGUUUACUGGAUAACAAACUUUGUAUGGGAUCUGAUAAAUUACACCAUAUGUACUUGCUUGUGUUUGUUGAUUUUCUUGGCUUUCAAAAGAGAGGCCUACAUUGGAUUGGAUAAUCUCCCUUGUCUUGUAUCCCUGCUUUUGUUGUAUGGUUAUGCCAUGAUACCAGUGAUGUACCCAUUCUCCAGAUACUUUAGUGUUCCAAGUACAGCUAUGGUCAUUCUCAAGUCAGUUAAUAUUUUCUUAGGAACAACUUCAACUUUAGCCAUAUUUGUUCUGGAACUUCUGGCAGAAGAAGAUCAGACUUUAAAGGAUAUCAAUGACAAAUUGCAUGAAGCUUUAUUAUUCCUGCCACAGUUUUGUUUGGGAAGAGGACUUCUGGAUCUGUCUAGGAAUCAGGUGUACAAAGAUGCUUUUAAGAAGUUUGAUACUGCCGGAGCUACUAUGAAGAAUCCAUUGGAAUGGGAUAUGUCAGGAAAGAACUUGGUUUCCAUGGCUGUCAUUGGAACAGCUUUCUUCAUCAUCAACAUCUUGAUUGAGUAUAGAAUAUUUUACAAGACCAGAGAAGUGAAAGCUCGACAUGAGGAAACUGAUGAAGAAGAUGAGGAUGUUGCUAAGGAACGUGUCAGAGUAUUGGCAGGUGGCGCCAGUGAUGAAAUAUUGACUAUACAAAAUCUAACAAAGGUUUACCAGUUAACAGGCAGUAAAGGGAAGCAUACAGCAGUAGACAGAGUCUGUUUAGGAGUACCAGAGGGUCAGUGUUUUGGAUUGUUAGGUGUAAAUGGAGCUGGAAAAACUACCAUGUUUAAAAUGCUGACAGGUGCCCUCAAUAUCACAGAAGGAAAUGCAUAUAUCAAAGGAGAAAGUAUAAAAUCAAACAAGUUACAGAGAGACAUUGGGUAUUGUCCACAGUUUGAUGCUGUCGAUUCUUUACUAACAGGAAGAGAAGUUCUCAAAUUUUAUGCUAGGUUGAGAGGAAUACCAGAAAAAGAUGUCAAACAGGUUGCAGAUUGGGGUAUAAAGAAGCUUGGCUUGGUCCAAUAUGCAGACAAACUAUGUGGAUGUUAUUCUGGUGGUAAUAAAAGAAAGUUAUCAACAGCUAUGGCUCUUAUAGCCAAUCCAUCUUUGAUAUUUUUGGAUGAACCUACUACAGGAAUGGACCCUAAAGCUAGAAGAUUUUUAUGGACCUGUAUAAAUAACAUUGUUAAAGAGGGUAGAUCUGUAGUUCUUACUUCUCAUAGUAUGGAAGAAUGUGAAGCUUUGUGUGAUAGAUUAUCUAUAAUGGUCAAUGGUAGAUUUAGAUGUCUUGGUAGUACACAACAUCUCAAAAAUAGGUUUGGUGAUGGAUAUACUUUACUAUUAAGAAUAUCAGGAGAGGAACCAGAUCUAACAUCAGUAGAAAACUUUAUAACAAAAACAUUCUCUAGUGCUAUACUGAAGGAAUCUCAUUAUAAUAUGCUACAAUAUCAACUUAAAUCAGAGAUUAAAUUGUCGUAUGUGUUUGGACAGAUAGAAUCUGCUAGACAACUACUAAAUAUAGAAGACUAUUCUGUUUCUCAGACCACACUCGAUCAGGUUUUUAUAAAUUUUGCCAAAAUCCAGACAGAUUUAUAUGAUGAAGAGUUUGAUUCAGAAAAGAAUGGGAAAGAAAAAGAAAUGAUAGAACUUCGAACAGUAAGCAUUAAUAGUGCAGAAGUAAAGACAGGACCUAAUGGACAUCUUACACUUAAAAUGCCAGAAAGUACAACGAAAUUGUAAAAAAUAGAGUUAGUAGUCUUGCUGGACUGAAAACCUGGAUUUUUUCUUAGGCUUUGUAGCCUUGCUGGAUUGAAAACCUGAAGAUUGUAUUAAAAGCUUUGUAGACUGGAUCUGGAAUAUUUUGUUUUACUGUGUAGCCUUAUUGGAUCGAAAACCGGGACAUUUUAAAGCUUUGUAGCCUUGCUGGACUUAAAUCUGGAAAUUCUAAAAGCUGUGUAGCCUUGCUGGAUUAAAAAACCAGUUCAUUUUUAUACCUGAGAACCUUUGCUGGAUUGAAAACCGGGACAUUUUAAAGCUUUGUAGCCUUGCUGGACUUAAAUAUUGAAAUUCUAAAAGCUGUGUAGCCUUGCUGGAUUGAAAACCAGUUCAUUUUUAUACCUGAGAACCUUUGCUGGAUUGAAAACCGGGACAUUUUAAAGCUUUGUAGCCUUGCUGGACUUAAAUAUUGAAAUUCUAAAAGAUGUGUAGCCUGGCUGGAUAGAAAACCAGUACAUUUUUAUAGCUGUGUAGCUUUAGUUUGCUGGAUUUAAAACCUGGAAAAUAUUAUAGCUUGUACACUAUGAAGUUGCAGGAGUUCCAGGGAACAAAAGUAUGAACUGUUGCAGUAAAUUAGAAUGUUGUGAAUACACUGAAUCAGACCGAGACAUUUCAGUCAGGAAAACUAAACCAGAUGUGUUCAUUUUCACUGUACCUGAUUAUUAAAAUGUUGUGAAUUAUUCAUGGUUACCAGAUUUCAUGAAUAGCAACACAUUACCAACUUUAUUAGUAUUCAAUGAAAUAUAUGGUUUGCCAUUUCAUUUAAAAGAGACAAAAUUUGUAAAACCACAAAUAUUUCUAUGCAUGCAUUUAAAUUAUCAGUAUAUACAAUCAGUAGAAAUGCUUAUUAAUUAAAAUCAUGUGCGCUACUUUUAUAAGUUUACAAAGGUUAAAGAUUUUAUUGAGACAAUCGAUUUGAUAUUUUGUUAAGUGCUAUAUAUUUUCUUGUAUGUAAACGUUUUAUGU